UCCUUUCAUCCCAGAAUCAAGCUAGGGCUAGAAAUGGGUUUGGAUUUAUGUUUUCCCUUUAAAUGGAUCGAUAGUCGAGGAGAAAGAACAUGUGAACCCUAGAGAUCCAUCAAGCUCCAAUCUUGGUGUGGGUUUGGUUUAUAGUUUGAGGAAUGAUAAUACACAGGAGCUAAAAUAUAUAAAAUCACAAGAACCACCUGCACCUGGUGAUGGAAUUAAAGAGAACCUGGAAAUUUGGAGGCCACCUAGAAGAGCGUUUGUUUUUUUGUUGCUUAGAACAACAGAAAGAACGAGGUUUGGGAAGCUCCCUGAUUUCUCUUGAUGCCAGAAAUCAAAGAAGAUGGUUUUUGGGCUUGUACUGGUUUUCAGAGACAGAUUCUGAGCUUGGGUUGCUUCCGAUGUGUUUUUCUAAUUUUUAUAAUUUCUGGCAUUGAUGGAUAUCUGUGAGUUUAAUUUUCUUUAUCACAAUCUCUAUCUCUAUGACUUCAUACCUAUUAAAGGGAAAGGAGAGAGAAAACUCAACUCCUCUCCAAAAUUCAGGAAAAUUAGAAGAAAAAUCUUCUAAAAUAUCCAGAAAAGUUAAAAAAAAAAGAUCUAAGUAUGUUAAACAUACUAUAUAUUUUAUAAUUAUCUAUGUUAAAAAUAUAAUUAGAAAUAUCUAAAAUUAUUUUAGGAAAAUGUAAUUGCAGAAAGGCGUCCAUUUAUAGUCCCCAUGUAGAAAUUAUUUUAGAAAAAUGUUAUUUGUCCCCAUGCAGAAAUCAUUUUAGAGAGGCGCAGAAAUUUUAAGGAAUAUCUAAAAAUUAGAAAACUCGAUCUCUAUUUUAAUUUCACAAAAAUACGAAGGAAAAUCUUGUGAAAACUGUGCAUUGCAUGGGUAUCAUUCUUGCUAACAAUUAUGCGAUAAGAUGCAGAAUAUGACCUACCUACAUAGUGGAAAAUUCUUUAGAUCCCUUUUCCCUGUUUACAGCACAGAGUUUGCCGUUCUUUUUGAAGAAAAAGUAAUUCGAUCGGAUUGGUUUAUCUUCAAACUCACACAAAAUAAGUUACUCUGAAUUGUCAUUACUCAAAAAAAGUUAAUCUGAAUUGUGCUUGACACUCUAAACUAUGUCUAAACUAAUCCAUUAGAAUCUGUUGUGGAACACAUAAGUCCCCAAAGUGCUUGGUAGAUGGACUUAUUCAUGCAGUUCAACACAAACUAAGAAAGUUAGUAUCUGACAGCGUAAAGGAUUAUUUGAUGUUUAUUAUUGAUUCAUGUGGUUACUUUAUUCUCUUGUAUUUCAUACCUUUUCAUGCCUCAUAUCUUAAUAAAUUUAAUAUUUGAAUACCAAAAAGAAAGAAAAAACUCAAGAUAUUAUAUAAGUAGGAAAAAGAAAAAAGAAAAGACUUAGGAAAUUACUUUGUUAUUACUCUCUUUGACCAAACUUCAUACAGAUUAACUUUAUUUUCCUCUCCCCAAGUUUGAGAUGUAAUAUAUGUAGUUGUGUAUUUUUUGGAAGUGUCAUCAGUGCCAGGAUUUUUUUUUUUUACUUCAAAAGAUAUAUCAUGCAAUUGAAAGAAAAGAUGGAUUGUAUUUGACUUCAAUUUCUUCUGUUGCUUGCAUGUUCUAACUCUUACUGUUUUCUUCCCUUUCUGGGUUCCUUGACUUUCAUGGUAACUUAACUGGUCUAGCAUCAUGUAUAUGGAGUGUAUUGGUUUCUAAAGGAAAGUGAAAUGGGCUCUCAAAAUCCAUACCUUUCUAUGAUUUUAUGAUUUGGUCCUUUAAGUUUGAAUUUUUCUUUUUGAUGAGAGUUUAGUUAAAUCAUAAGAAGUGAAUUGGUUUCUAUGAGAUAAAUAGUGACAAUCAUAGUCUUUUUACUUGACACCUUACUAGCUCUAAUGUCUAUUUUUUAUCAAAUAAAAACUGAAUCAAAAACAAAGAAGUGCUAAUGCAUCUGUCUUGCUGAUUAUUCUCAAAAUACCACAAAGCUUCCAAUGAGUUACUUUUGUCUUUGUUAUACAGGACUGUAGAGAAUCAUUGAUCCGAAAAUUUUACCAGAAUAAAGAAAGAAUAUUUGUCAUAAUAAUGCAAGUUGCAUGAUUCUCAUAAACUCGAAGUACUAUUUAUGCACUUCAAAUCCAUUUAUUGUAUGAAGUUUUCCUAAUAUUAGACCCUGGACAUGAUAGAUGGAUUUUACUUAAUUCACAUUUUUCAAUUAGAGUGGCUACUUCAGUUGACCCACCAUAACUAUCUACAUAGAAUUUGUUUGUACUUGUUUGGUUUGGAUGCUGUAUUUUUUUGAUAGUGUUCCUUUAAUCAGCCAAAAAAAAAAAAUACAAGUCUUUUCACUUGAUGCAGAACUCAUAGAUGAUACUAACUCAUUUUUCUGACUUUUAAACAUGUUUAUGAAUUCUUGAAUCCAUCUAAACAGGCAUCUGAAGAGAAAAUAAAGAGCGAACCAGGUACAACCAGCCACUGCAAUGGGGAGUACAAAAUGCACCAAGAAGAUUGAAGAACCAUCUAGUGACUCAUCAUCAAAAGGAAAGAAAGGUUUACAGAUCGAGGGAUAUCCAAUUGAGGGAUUAUCAAUUGGAGGACAGGAAACAUGUGUGAUAUUUCCCACACUCAAAAUGGCCUUUGACAUUGGUAGAUGUCCCCACCGCGCCAUCUCCCAGGAUUUUCUCUUCAUCUCCCAUGGCCACAUGGACCACAUUGGAGGACUUCCCAUGUAUGUCGCUACACGUGGCUUGUACAGAAUGAAACCACCAACUAUAUUUGUUCCAGUAUCUGUGAAAGAAAAUGUGGAAAAACUAUUUGAGGUGCACAGGGCAAUGGACCAAUCUGAAUUGAAGCACAAGCUUGUAAGCUUGGAUGUGGGCGAAGAGUUUCAGAUAAGGAAGGACCUUAAAGUGAAAGCAUUUAGAACUUUCCAUGUACUACCAAGCCAGGGUUAUAUAAUUUAUUCUAUAAAGCAGAAACUUAAGCAGGAAUAUGCGGGUCUCCCUGGAAAUGAGAUCAAGAACUCAAGGUUAUCAGGUGUGGAGAUAACUUACACAGUGACAACACCUGAAAUUGCUUUCAUGGGAGACACCAUGUCAGAUUUUAUAACUGAUGCAGACAAUGCUGAUGCACUAAAAUCACGAAUUCUCGUCAUGGAGAGUACUUUUGUUGAUGAUGCUGUUACAACAGAGCACGCAAGAGAAUUUGGUCACACUCAUUUGCUAGAGAUGGCAAGUUAUGCUGAGAAGUUUGAAAACAAAGCUAUCCUUCUAAUUCAUUUUUCAGCUCGUUAUCAACCUGAGGAUAUCAAGGCAGCUAUUACUAAACUGCCUUCAUCCUUUUCUGGUCGAGUUUUUGCACUAACAGAGGGCUUCUGACUUCAUGAGUCAUUUAAACCCUGGCACAUGCAAUGUAAGAAAAAUUGUGAAUCUGGUUCAAAGUUCUGCCAUUCUUCAGAAAUCAUGCAUUGUUAAAGCUGUACUCUUCCCUUUUGCUCCCCUCACUUCAAAUAAAGAUUAAGCUGUUUUAUUGGCAUUUGUAAGAGCAAUUGAGUACUAUUUUAUUGAACUGGGUUGGAAUGCAUUGGUCUGAAUCUAAACCUAAAUUCAAUC
Messenger RNA from Elaeis guineensis (African oil palm), 3588 nucleotides. NCBI's taxonomy places the organism in Eukaryota, Viridiplantae, Streptophyta, Magnoliopsida, Arecales, Arecaceae. The record is from RefSeq and is a predicted model, not a curated record.